Pteropus alecto (black flying fox) is the source of this 1186-nucleotide messenger RNA. RefSeq names its product gamma-glutamylcyclotransferase (gene GGCT). Gene Ontology annotation, molecular function: gamma-glutamylcyclotransferase activity. The transcript has 4 exons. The record is from RefSeq and is a predicted model, not a curated record. The coding region runs from base 136 to 702 and encodes 188 amino acids. NCBI's taxonomy places the organism in Eukaryota, Metazoa, Chordata, Mammalia, Chiroptera, Pteropodidae.
CUCUUCCCACCCUGACUUCCGAGGCCGUGGCCUGGCGGCCACUGACCUGCAGUCACCCGCCGCCGCGCUUUGCUCGCCAUACUCUCUCCAUACCCCUGCUGCCAGCGCUGGGGCUGUGCAGGCUUCUGGUGGGACAUGGCGAACUCGAGCUGCGAGGACCUGCGGGGUCAGGAGGAGGACAGUUUUCUGUACUUCGCCUAUGGCAGCAACCUGCUGACGGAGCGGAUUCACCUCCGAAACCCCUCGGCCGCGGUCUGCUGCGUGGCCCGCCUGCAGGAUUUUAAGCUUGACUUUGGCAAUUACCGAGGCAAAACAAGUGAAAUUUGGCACGGAGGUAUAGCCACCAUUUUUCAAAGUCCUGGCGAUGAAGUAUGGGGAGUAGUAUGGAAAAUGAACAAAAGCAAUUUAAGUUCUCUGGAUAAGCAAGAAGGGGUUAAUAGUGGAAUGUAUGUCCCAAUAGAAAUUAAUGUUUACACUCAAAAAGGAAAAGAAAUAACCUGUCGAAGUUAUCAGAUGAAAAAUUAUGAGAGUGCACCCCCUUCACCUCAGUAUAAAAAGGUCAUUUGCCUGGGUGCAAAAGAGAAUGGCUUGCCACCAGAAUAUCAAAAGAAGUUAAAUGCAAUAGAACCAAAUGACUACAAAGGAAGGGUCUCAGAAGAAAUUGAAGACAUUAUCAAAAAGGGGGAAGCAAAAACUCAUUAGAACAUAAUAGAAUGUAUCCACGGAUAUUUUCUCUCUGUGCUAAUAUAUUUUUAAUGUGUAGAACAGGGACCCGGGAUAUCUCUACUUUUAACAUAUUUUCAACAGUGCUCUGAAGGGAUAUCUCAUUUGAACGAUUCCAUUUUUUUGGACUAUAAAGAGAAACUAGGUUAAGAGUUAGACAAUUGCAGAGGGGGGCGUGAGAUACUGGAAUGUAUGAUAAAUGGAUAUGGGUACUUCUUCUGUGAACACUUAAAGUUAUUUUCUUGUCGAUCCGAAGCGUAUUCUUGCUCCGUGAUCAAGGGUAGAUCUGCAACUUAAUGAUGGUGCUGUUGAAUCACUCUGCUUUGGAAUUUUUUUAUCAGCUUAGUAAGAGCAGGCAAACUGCAGAGAUAGUUGGUAAUAUAUGUUUUUAAAUGUAAAAGCUGGCAUCCUAUUCUUAGAGGAAUAAAUGUAAUUGUGGUUUAACCUGUAUUCUCUCCUAAAA